UCACACAUGUAAGGGCGUCCUCUAGGUCGCGCCAGACCAGCAUCUCUCCCAUCUGUAACGGUCGGGUCGUUAAACAAGCAUGCUUCUUUGCCUCGUGCGGUAAAUCUUGAUCGUGAUGACCUGCGUUACAUGUGAAUCAUCGUGUUCUAACCAAAUCUUUGCAUCCCGGCCAGCAGCCCAGCUGCUCUCUGAGACGGCUGAUUCCAAUACACAAGUAGGAUUAUCGCCGUCUAAAGUAUCUGUUUCUAGUGUGGAAGAAAAAGAGCAGAAAGCAUGCAUCAUAGAUGACCUGGAUUAUGUAUGGCACUGUGCCGUGCAUGCAGUUAGUUGUGAGCUGGGAGUGGGAGGCUGUGACAAAGAAGAUCUAUGUAAGAAAGGACUUGGCGAAGUCUGGCCCCCUCAGAACAUCAAGGAAACAGCAAAGGAUAUGGAUACGGCCUAUGAUUUUCGUCGGCGUGGGUUGCUCUCCUUCCCUUCGGAGUGCGUCCAAAUCAUCAAAGCUUACUUAAUGAAGGGCGCUCUCUUAGCACUCGUUAAAGCUUCUUUAUCGACUUUGGAAAAUCUAAUCGCUGUUUGACUAGUUUGAUGCUUCUUCUCGGGAGGCAACUAUCGUCCUCGCACUUGGGGGCUGUGCCCCGCAAGUCCCAUGUCGCCAUUUGAUUCAAGCAACGCUUACAUGCAACGGAACGCUUGGUGGACGGGGGGCUCUGGAGAUGUAGGCUCUGGGCUUGCUGGUGUAGGCGUGCGAAUCCAGCUAGAGUAUGG
Molecule: messenger RNA, 765 nt
Organism: Amorphotheca resinae ATCC 22711
Lineage: Eukaryota; Fungi; Ascomycota; Leotiomycetes; Helotiales; Amorphothecaceae
Exons: 1
Coding region: 116-577 (153 amino acids)
Source: RefSeq, a predicted model, not a curated record